GAUGCUAGGACACAUUGGGGGAGGAAGAGGAGCUGUCAAUGCUGGAGGGGUGGGGGGCAAGAGGGGGGCUAGGUGCUCGAGGAGAUGGUGAGACAAGGCAGCUGGCACUGGGAAUGUCUAAGCCCUGGGUGGAAGGGGCAGGGGCGGGGCAAUUCUGACGGGAAGGCAGGAACAGACGCCCGCCUUAGCGGGGCACGCGCAGCAGGGCGCAGCCAACCUCCCUCCGGCCCGCGUGGGGUCGGGCGGGCGGAGUCUCCCUGGCUCUUCCCAGCCCUACCGGGCUGACGUGGCUCGGUCCCGGCUCGGACAUGGCGGACGGCAGCAGGCAGAUCAAACUGGCCGCGGCCAAGAAGAAGUUGAAGGAAUAUCAGCAGAAGAAUAGCCCUGGAGCAACAGCAUCAGCCAAGAAGAAACGAAAAAGUAAAGAUGGAAGUAGACCUGAGACUCCAACAAAUGAUGACAAAAAGUCUCCAGAGAAUAUUCAGAACAUUCUGAAGGUGCUGGUGUCAGACCUUAACCGAUCCAAUGGGGUAGCCAUACCCCCAUUGGACAAGAGGAAGGCAUGCUUUGACACUGAUGUUGCUGCUCAUAAUGCUGAACAGCUUGCUGCUGAUGUCCCCGUGUUAUCUAACAGCAACAGUUUACCUAGCUCUGGCUCUGUCAUGCCUGGCCCUGGUAACAUGCCACUGUCGCAGGUACAAGAUGCAGAUGAUCCUAAAAAUGCCUUGGAUGGAAAUAGGUCCAUCUCAUCUACAGAGAGUCUCCGCCAGCUGUCCGAGCAGCUCAAUGGCUUAGUUUCUCAGUCCACUUCCUAUGUGAAUGGGGAAAGUGCUGUCUCUUCUACAAAUAUGAAGGAGAUGGAGACACGUUACCAGGAGCUGGCAGUAGCCCUAGAUUCCAGCAAUCUAACUAACAAACAGCUCAGUACAAAGGUAGAGGAAUUGAAACAGCAGAACCAAGAGGCUAUGAAUCAGCUGGAGAAGGAAAAGAAGGGGUUUGAACAGAAGUUUGCAAAGGAGCAAGGAGCUUUGAGGGAGCAGCUACAGGUUCAUAUCCAGACUAUUGGAAUUCUAGUCUCUGAAAAAUCUGAAUUGCAGACAGCAUUGGCACAUACGCAACAAGCUGCCCGGCAGAAAGCAGGAGAAGCUGAAGACCUUACUACCCGGUUACAGUCAUCUCGCCAGAGGAUAUCUGAGCUGGAACGCACUCUAUCUUCCAUCUCUACACAGCAGAAACAGUUGGAGAAACAUAAUAGAGAGGUCGUGAAGGAGCGAGACAGUCUGAAACUGGAUUUGUACAAACAAAGCAAAGGCAGUGAGGAGCUCAAGCAGCAGAACUCAGAACUGUUGGAGAAACUGCACUCCCUGGUCUCUGAGAACUCGGCCAUGAAACUGGAUGUGGAGGAUUUGCAUAAGAAACUGGAAAUGGCUGAACUGAUGAUUCAGCAGUUUUCAAGUCAGUCAGGGAUUCUGGAUGCAAACCAGCAGUUGCAGCAAUACUGGUCUCCUCCAGCUGUACUCUUUGAGCAAUAAUGCUCCAGUUUCCUCUGUCGUCCUGGGCAGCUGUCAGAGUCGCUUCGCCAGCUCCAGGUUGAAAGGGAUCAGUAUGUGGAGAAGCUGAAAGAGGAGGGCAGUAUCUGGCAGCAGCGCGUACAGCAGCUGUCUGAGCAGAUUCAUACACUGAUGGAGGAAAGGGAGAAGAAUGUGACCCAGAUUCAAGAACUGGAAGCCAGUGUUGCUGAGCUGCUAAGCAAGUCAGCUAAGCUUAAUGACAGUGAGCCUGCUGUGCCAGAAGGGCCUACGGAGGCUGAGCUGAGCCUGCAGGAAGCGGUCCAGAGGCUGCAGCAAGAGAAGGAAGAGCUUCAUGGGCAAUACCAGGCCCAGGUACGGGAUAACGAGCAGUUGAGCCACCUCAACCAGGAGCAGGAGGAGCGGCUGUUGGAGCUUGAGAAGACUGUUCAGCGCUAUAGUGAGGAGUCUGUGGACAGACAGCAGAUCCUGGAGAACAUGCAGAGUGACAAGGCCACCAUCAGCCGAGCUCUCAGCCAAAAUCGGGAGCUAAAGGAGCAGCUGGCUGAGCUGCAGAAUGGGUUUGUCAAACUGACAAAUGAGAACAUGGAGGUGGCAAGCGCCUUACAGUCGGAGCAGCAUGUGAAGAAGGAAUUGGCCAAGAAGAUUGGUCAGCUACAGGAGAAGCUGGCUGAGCUCAAAGAGACGGUGGAACUGAAAACGCAGGAGGCACAGAGCCUGCAGGAGCAGCGGGAUCAGUACUAUGGGCACUUGCAGCAGUAUACUGUGGCAUAUCAGCAUCUGGCCACGGAGAAAGAGGAGCUGCACAAACAGUACUUGCUUCAGACACAGCUCAUGGAUCGUCUGCAGCAUGAAGAAGUGCAAGGCAAAGUGACAGUGGAGAUGCACCUGAAGGAGCUGCAGCAGACCAAGGAAAGCCUGGCAGCUGUAUCCAAAGAAAACAGAGAGUUGCAAGCCCAAAUCAGUGAAUUAGCAGCAGAGUUUGACAACAGAGCAUUGCAUCAAGUGGAAGGAGACGAAGUGGAGAACGAAAAGAUGGUAGAAGAAACUGAAUCUUCACUCAUGAUCCCAGAGGACUUUGAAAACCGUGAAGAAAUGGUCACUUUCUUGACAUCUGCCAUCUCCCAAGUGGAGAAGGAAAGAGAAGAGAUGAGACAGCAGCUAUCGGAGCAGAAACAACAAUGUAGAGGUCUCCUGCAGCAAAUCGCAGCUCUGAGGCAGGAGCAGCAACAUAAUGUCACAUUGGGUGGAGGUUACACUACAGAUACUGUCCCAGUGGAGGUUCAUGAGGCUUUAAAAACUGCCAUGCAGAAACUACAGUUCCGCUUCACAGACCUGAUGCAUGAGAAGGCUGAUCUGAAGGAUCGAGUAGAGCAGCUGGAGCAUCGCUGCAUACAGCUGUCUGGGGAAACAGAUACAAUCGGGGAGUAUAUUGCAUUGUACCAGAGUCAGAGGGCUAUCCUAAAACAGAGGCACCGGGAGAAAGAGGAGUACAUCAGCCGACUGGCUCAGGAUAAGGAAGAGAUGAAGAUGAAGUUGUUGGAGCUUCAGGAAUUAGUGAUGCGUCUGGUUGGGGAGAGGAAUGAGUGGUACAACAAGUAUUUGGCAGCUGCUCAGAACCCAGACCUGCUAGUAAGUCAAGAAAGUGGAAGUGCCAUUGCAGCUGAGAGGCACAUUGAACUGAAUGCUACCGAUGGAGAAGGACUGCGAGAGGUGAGUUUAGAAGAUGAGCCAGAACAGGAGGCUGCAGUUCUUCAAUCCCAUGUAUCUAGUGAUAGCAAAGGUUCCCAGCCGAGUCCAGAGGAUCCCACUGCUAAGCAAAUCAUGCAGCUUUUGAGAGAAAUCCAGAACCCUCGGGAGAGGCUGGGCUCCUUGUUGGAAAACCCCUGUAUUCCUUUCUUCUAUCGUGCUGACGAGAAUGAUGAAGUCAAGAUCAUGGUGGUUUAAAUGGCAUCAGAAACCUGACUUGCAGCAAUUUUCUGAGAGCCUGUUAAGUACCCAAACUUCUUAAACUCACCUAGUAUCUCAGUCCAGAACUCUGAGUCUGAAUAGAUUUCCUCUUUGUGGGUAAAGAGGGAUUGCAUCAGACAGAACUCGAGCGUCCGACCUGCUCAUCUCUCCCUUUUCUCUCUUCUGUUAUGUGGUACACUCUGAGUACUGACUGUGACUUGAAGUAAUCAUGUGAGGCAAUUGGUAGUGCUGCCUCAGCCUGGCCCACAUGAAAGUGGCGGGACCUCAUGUCCUCUGACACAGUAACUUGCACACUUAUUUCCUAGCUCUCCGAUGGGACUCUGCUGCUGGCAGCCAGCUUCUCAGCAGUGAUUGGCUUGUGACCAUUGCACCAGUCAUGAUUGCUAUCUGCCCAUCUCCUCCCAAAAUGCUCCUAAAGUAACUCAUUCUGGCAACAAACUCUGGAUUCUGAAUGAUUAUUUGUAUGUUUCACACCAUGUAUCUUAAACCUCCCAUUGUUCUCUUCAGCUUGUCUCCUUCACUCCAUCAGAAGCCAACCUUGCUAGUCGUAAACAGCCAAAAAGACACAGGCUGCCUGCCUAGGCAGCACUACAGAAACUUUUAUUCACAUUAGAUAGGGGGGAAGUGGCCAGGAAUUGCCUUCUGAGUCCUCUUGGGACAGAUGCUUGGUUAUUUGGCAUAAGCUUUAUGUGGUUGGUUGAGGGUGUGGUGGUAAUGUAACUGCACUUUGAAGGAUGACGUUUAACCUUGUUUGUCUGAAGGUUUUUAUUUAUUUAAAAAGGGAGAAAUAAGUAAAAGCAAAUCACUUAAUAAAUGUGCUUUGUUUUGAAUUUCUGGACUUUAGAGUUAUAGCUCUCUCCUGGAUUCCUUCAUCGCCCUGUCCCCCACCCAGGGGGCAAGGCUCACACCAGCUGAGUACAUUAGGGACCUUCUGGGCUUAGUCUGUCUCUGUCCCUGUCCCCAGUAAUUCCAAGACACACGCAAGAGAUGGAGUUGUCACCUGGCAGCACUUCCAAGUUGCAGAACUGACUGAGGAGAAACAAGGUGGUAAACAUUUGAGCUGAAUGUUUUAGUGGUGAGAGAAUCAGUUCCCUGAGCAAGCAGCAAAGAAAAUGGAAAGUGAUGAAUGGAGCAACUUGCUGAAAAAGAUUCUAAAAGAUGGUGUGUACAGGGCUCAACCAGGUGGGUUACCGUCUCCAUCUGCUGGCAGAGAGGAAUAACACCAGUGUCUCAAAAGUACAUAUGGAUUUAAAAUCUAGAACUUAUUGCUUGCUGACUGUCAGCUCAGCAGUCCGAGUGGCUGGUCUCUAUAAGGAGAACACUCUGAAGUGUAUGUGUUUUUAAGGAAACCGACUUACAUAAAGAUAAAUUCCAGGUUGAUGACUUAGAAGCACAUGCUUGAGUCCCGUAUGUACUAUUCUGUCUUGAAAAGAAAGGCUCUGGCUAACAAAGGCUGUCCUGGUAUAUGACUUUUCUUAGUUAAAAUUCAGCAGGUCCUUUCUAUAAUCAGUUCUGUCUUAUUUUGAACAAGCCUUUUUUUAACCUGGUUGUUCCUCAACAAAAAGCACAUUAUGUUUCAGAUUUUUUAAAACUAAUUUAAACUUUUAUUUUAGAGGGGGAAAGAGGUUCUGUGGAAUAAAAUCAAUGAACUCCUCCAAAAUGUGAACAGCUGAAUGUUAGCCUGUUGGGGGAGGAUAAAAACUGUUUUUAAGUCCUUUCAUUUGAACAGCCCUGGUAUUGACUGUCAGUGUUAUGGACAGAGUGCACUGCUGGGGGCAUCCCUUAGGCACUAGCAAGGCAGGCCUACAAGCUCCUGUUUGCACGAGUUUGUGUACAUAGUGUAUCUGUGUAAGUAACAUUUUGUAUAUUCCUUGAAGAAAGAAUAUGGCCCCUUGCAGCAUUUUUGCCUGCUGGGGUUGCUCAAACCUGUAUUAUAAAAAUGAUCUAACUGCAGUGGGGAAGGGUUGUGAUUUAAUACAGAGCAAUGUUAUUAUCAAAAGGGGUAAAUAUUUAUUGGGUGUUCUAUUCCAGGAAUGUGAAAGAAAACACUGUUAGAGAAAUUUUGCAUUCUAUUGCAGAGGUGAUUUAAUCCUGUUAUAAAUUCUUUUCCUUCUGAAUAAACUUAUUCAGGCAA
Messenger RNA from Pelodiscus sinensis (Chinese soft-shelled turtle), 5634 nucleotides. The record is from RefSeq and is a predicted model, not a curated record. Lineage: Eukaryota; Metazoa; Chordata; Testudines; Trionychidae.